UCUCUUUCACUUGCCUCAUUUAGUACUUUUUCUUUUUUUCCUUCCAGGAUCUUGGCUGUGCUGGGCCAUGAAACUCUGAGGUAUCUGUGCUUAACACAGCUCUAAGGAGCUAACGUUCCAGGCCCCUCUUGAGCUCCUCUCCCUCCAACCACCAUCCAGCUGGAAAACUCCUUUGGGGUGGGGGCCCCCUGCAUCAUGAUGCUUAACUCAGACCCCAUGGAGCUGGACCUACCUCCCACCCAUUCAGAGACAGAGUCAGGUUUUAGUGACUGUGGGGGAGGCGUGGGUUCGGACAGAACAGGACCUGGGGGUCCUGGGGGAGGCCAGGCCAGGGGUCCUGAGAUGGGGGAAUCUGGUCGGAAGGACCUGCAGCAUCUCAGCCGUGAGGAACGGCGUCGGAGGCGGCGGGCCACAGCCAAAUAUCGUACUGCCCAUGCCACUAGGGAACGGAUCCGAGUGGAGGCCUUCAACCUAGCUUUUGCUGAGCUUCGCAAGCUGCUGCCCACCUUACCUCCGGACAAGAAGCUCUCCAAGAUUGAAAUCUUACGCCUGGCCAUCUGCUAUAUUUCCUACCUGAACCACGUCCUGGAUGUCUGAACUUUUUGGUCCUUUGUCGGGGAAUCUUACCCUUGGGAUUCCUUUCUCUCCCAACAGAGCACAUCUUGCUGCCCAGCUCCCUUUCUCUUUCUCUCUCUCUCUCUUAAUGUUACAUCCUCCCCAAACUAUGGAUUGCUGAGUUCCUGUACCACCCCUGUGUUUCCCCUUCCCCCUACACCCCUAGACUCAUAAAUGGUCACUUAUCCAGGGAAAACAAUGACUUAGCCCAGACCAGGGGCAGAGAGACUAUUUUUACAGGUUAACUGGUGGCAGUAGAUUGUGUAUGGAUGUGUGGGUGGGUGUGCAUGUGUGUAUAUGAGAGACACAGAGAGAAAGACAGAGACAGAGAGAGAGACAAAGAAAGAGAAAGAGAGACAAAGACAGAGAGAGAGACACACACACAUACACAGAGAGAGAUAGAGACAGAGACAGAGACACACAGAGAGAGAUAGAGAAAAGGUUGAGUUGAUCAGAAAUGUUUUCUGGGUCAGCCAAUGUGUGACUUGUACCCUAUUUUUUAGGCUGCUCAAGCUUGUUUUUUGUUUCUGUCUAGUUUUUGGUCAAGCUGCUAUAGUUUUUAAUUCACAUCUAGAUUGUUAGAGAUCUCUGAAUUCAAUUCUGACCACUGUCUCACCUACACAUCUACCAUUCCUUUUCAGCAAAUCCUGCCUAGAGCUGGAGGGAAUAAAUUAGAUCAGGAAAGUAAAGAUGGCUAGAAGCAGGGUAAGGGGUAUAUUCUCUGGAGAUUCCCUCAGAUAAGAAAUUGUAUCAUUUUUGUUAUCUAGCUGGCCCUUGAUACUUAUCUUUUUCUAGUUGUAUGCUUUGCUUUUCUGGAUUAUUUGAUUAUUGCUACCCUGCUGCUUCUUCCUCUCCAAUUUUUUGUGGCCCAGGGAAAGUAUUAUCUGGGUCCAAAGGGCAGAGUAAAAGAUCCAAAGCAUAUCUAAUACAUCCAGAGGAGGACAAGUCAAUGGGCAAACUUUAGAUAGCUACCUGCAAAUGUCCCAUCACCCCCAUGGGGUGUGUGCAUGUGUGUGUGUGUGUUUCCAUUUAAAUACCCUCUUGGGUAUUUGCAGGUUCUAUGACUUCAGAUGUAGCAUUUUUCUCUUUAUCCCCCUUGUAGCUUUCUUUCCUGGCAGAGAUUCUGGGCCCAGAAGGGCCACUAGGGAAGAGGGUCUCCUCUUUCUUCUGUAGAAGGAUGAGGGCUGAAUUCUGCUCUGCUCAUCAAAAGUGUGUGUGUGUGUGUGUGUGUAUGUAUGUGUGUGUGUUUGAGGCAUGUAAAUAUGCAUAAAUACAAUGUGUAAGAGGGACAUGAACUGAAGGGACCAUAGGCUGGUAUUGUGACAAUGCUGCCUCUUCUCUUCUCUUCCCCAACUACUACAUCUUUCUUAUUUCCCUUCCCUCAAACUUUCACUGCUGCAAGGAUAUUUAUUUAUUUAUGUUAUUUAUUUAAUUUAUUUAUAAAUGUUACUAUUUAUUGCCGUGUUGUGCACUUUGGUUUAGAGUGAGGGUCUGAAGCAACUCUAGCUGGACAUCACUCUCUCCUUCCCUCUUCCCAUCCCUCUCUUCUUCCUUUCUCCAGCCCUUGUUUUUCCUCUCAACAUAUCACCCCUUCCACUACCCUCUUUGUAAAAUUUUCCUGCUUUUCCCUCUCUCAAAAAAAGAACUUCUCAAAACUCUCUCUACAAUCCUCCCAAGGAUUUUGGGCUCCUUUUCAUAUUUCUCCCUCCCAAACCCCAUCCAGAAUCAAACCUGUGAGCUUGGGUCUUCUAUUUAAAAACUCCCAUAAUCCCAAACAGUCCCUGUCCCAUUGCCUUGUAUCCUAUUUGAUUCCCUUAAUGGCAGUUAUGAUUUUCACACACAAAGGAAAAUUAAAGUGACCUCUUUCCAGUU
Molecule: messenger RNA, 2487 nt
Organism: Antechinus flavipes (yellow-footed antechinus)
Lineage: Eukaryota; Metazoa; Chordata; Mammalia; Dasyuromorphia; Dasyuridae
Gene: NHLH1
Product: nescient helix-loop-helix 1
Exons: 1
Coding region: 196-597 (133 amino acids)
Biological process (GO): regulation of transcription by RNA polymerase II
Molecular function (GO): RNA polymerase II cis-regulatory region sequence-specific DNA binding; DNA-binding transcription factor activity, RNA polymerase II-specific; protein dimerization activity
Source: RefSeq, a predicted model, not a curated record